This is a messenger RNA of Phascolarctos cinereus (koala), 459 nucleotides long. RefSeq names its product protein phosphatase 1 regulatory subunit 17 (gene PPP1R17). Gene Ontology annotation, biological process: regulation of phosphatase activity. Lineage: Eukaryota; Metazoa; Chordata; Mammalia; Diprotodontia; Phascolarctidae. Gene Ontology annotation, molecular function: protein serine/threonine phosphatase inhibitor activity. The record is from RefSeq and is a predicted model, not a curated record.
AUGAUGUCCACUGAGCGGAUCCAGUCACACAAGCUCCCAGAAGAGAGACUGGACAAGCGAGACACACACAGCAACCACUUGGAUGAAAUUUCAGAGCAGUUCAUUAUGAGUUGUGAUAUUAAAAAGAAGUCCAGGAGGGGAAAAACUGUUCAGGGAGCCCCAAACCCUGACUUGGAGCACAAAAAGCCAAGGAGAAAAGAUGCACCUGCCCUGCACAUUCCUACUUUUAUGACAGGUGUUCUUUCUGAGCAUUUAACAAAAAGACGCGACAUCGACGAGAAGCCACCAACAGGCAAACUGAGUUCAGCUCUUCACAGCAGUGACCUGGAGCAGAAAAAGCCAAGGAGAAAGGACACACCUGCUCUACACAUGUCACCUUUUGCAGCAGAAUAUGAGCUCCUUGGUGGCAAAAACUGUCUUAUUUGCUUCUAUUUGUAUCCCCAGCGCUUAGCAGCAUGA